UCGAUAAGAAAGUAAUCAAUCCUGGACUGAGUAUGAUGGACAUGAGAAAAAACGAAUACUCCCUACGUAGUGGAUGUGUUCCCCAACUAAAAGCAGCAGAUUUGGGCAAGGCCGAACAUUUUCAGCUGCGCAGGCAUGAACUUUUGUAUGAACAGCGGGAUAUCAUAUCCUGUGAUGCAUGUGACAGCAUUGCGCAACAUCUCAGACAGGCUCAGAAGAGUGGUUCAGAAGUGAAGACACUGCUGGAGAAAGGUUGCAGCUCCUGGUCUGGAACCCAAAGUUCUCUGUGUGAAAACUUCGUUCAAUCUUACAAAAAAGAGCUUAGCAAAUUGCUUGAAAAGUCCCAGGAGGAAAAGGACAUUUGUUGGGAACUGGACCUCUGUGUAAGGAAACAGACUGUACGAAUGCUUGGACGGGUUGUAUGUACUUUGGGACCAGCGUACUGGUGUAAGAGCCUACUUACAGCCACCAAGUGUACUGCUGUUGAUUACUGUAAGAGACGCCGCUGGAAACAGGGCUAAUUUCAUAUCACUGGUGGAAGGCAACAGAAAUUGAAUACUUAAAAAAAUGCAAAGGCUCUUCCUUUAGUACCAGUUAAAUGAUGAUUCUGCUUGUGUGUUUGCAUGUUUCCUUUAAGCAAUUUUGUGUUGCUGUAGCUUGUGCAUUCAAUGCAAUCUCUUUUAUUGUGAGAUGUUACAGAGACGAGAUUAUUGGUAAUCCUUUACUUCCAUCGAAUCAACAUUGCCAGAUGCCAUAUACGCAGAGUUUCAAUGACAAAUAUUGAUUGGGGUUUUGAUUUCAUCAACUGUAAAAAUUCAGCAGACUAAAGUGCUUUAAGAUCAUGUUCUGUUUCUUAAAU
Messenger RNA from Hypanus sabinus (Atlantic stingray), 859 nucleotides. RefSeq names its product prosaposin-like. Lineage: Eukaryota; Metazoa; Chordata; Chondrichthyes; Myliobatiformes; Dasyatidae. Bases 33 to 521 code for a protein of 162 amino acids. The record is from RefSeq and is a predicted model, not a curated record. The transcript has 6 exons.